Molecule: messenger RNA, 3972 nt
Organism: Dicentrarchus labrax (European seabass)
Lineage: Eukaryota; Metazoa; Chordata; Actinopteri; Moronidae
Exons: 9
Coding region: 449-3799 (1116 amino acids)
Biological process (GO): regulation of transcription by RNA polymerase II
Molecular function (GO): DNA-binding transcription factor activity; RNA polymerase II cis-regulatory region sequence-specific DNA binding
Source: RefSeq, a predicted model, not a curated record
GUGUGCAACAUAUUUUGAGCAGUGUAUAACUAAAACAUGUGCACUUUAAAGAUAAUAGUUUGUCCACAUAUAUGUAUGUAGUGUUGAAGGAAGUGAUGAUGUUUCUAUUUAUAUAUUUAUUUGCAGCAGUCACUUUAUUUUACUGUCUGUGUUGUAUGUUUUCAGCGACCCAGUCUCCCCAUAUGGAUCAAUAAAGUUGUACUGUACUGUGGGACAGGUCCGCUCCUGAACACCGGGGGCGCUGUUGCACUUUAUUCAUCGUUCCUCCUGGAAAAAUACUGUCAAUAUUAUCGCUUCCGUGUAGCCAUCAUAUCAACAAAGACUCCACAGCCCCACACGGCUAGCUAGUUAUGCAUUUCAGAUAGCACUGCGACGUUUUUUUAGACCUGUCGGGGUUGUUUUUUAGGACUGAAUAGGUUUCUUUCGUCCAAAAGGCCGAGUGUCGACAAUGACAAUGUCGAUAGCCAUGGACUUCCAUUCUCAAAUUGCCUCCAUCAUGGAGGUGCUGGCUAACGCUGCCGUCGCAGAGAUUUGUAAAGUUGUGGACGACGGCUACUCGGUGGUUCAUCUGGAAAUGUCCCGGAGCCAGAAGGAGAACGAGUUCCUGCGGAGGAAGAUCAAACUGCUGGAGCUGCAGGUCGCCAGGUACCGAGCGGAGAGAGUGAAGGGAGCGGAGGGUUCCAUCAGCAGCCGCUUCCCCGGAUUCCGCCUCCUCCACCGGCAGAGCAGGGACUCGCUGGCCGGCCCCUCUCUGCAAGGCAGGACCAGGUUUCUGAACCGAGGUCCAGGGACUCAACAGUCCAUGCAGAAGACCCAGCCUAUCAACCUGGACCAGGAUCCUGAUCAGGAGGUCGUCACCACCACCAAAACUGAGUCAGCAGAGCCUGAAGAUGAGGGGGAGCUGCUGAUAGUGAAGGUGGAGGGAGCGGUUGAGACCGGAACCACCAACCACGGCGCCUGCAUCAACAGCAGAGGAGGUUCGGACACCGGCACGCGGCUCCCUGACGCCUCGAAGGAUGCGAACGACAGACGGCCAGCCAGAAGCCGCAGCGGAAUGGAGGGCCAGAGAUACGUGACAAACACGAGCAGCUCUCAGAGCGAGGAGGAAAAGAUGGAUGGAGUGCAAGAGGAACACAGUCCCUCCCAAACGCUGCUGGAAUGGCAGGAGAGCGGUGAGACUGAAGAUAUGGAGCGGCCAUCAUGCUCCACAUAUGCACCAGAAUCCGUGGCAGGAAACUCAUCAUUUAACCAAAUAGGGACAAACCCCGCCUCGGUUUUCCCUGUGGAUUCUAAACAGCCGCAGUGCGCCAUGGAGCAGGCGAGGUCCACGUCUAAGCUUGAAGUGGUUGUUGCAACCAACUCGCUUCCACAUGCGGCGGAGGACGGCUGCGGCAGGGCGUUGCCGUCCGGACUAAGUGGAGAGGAAAGAGCUGAGGAAGUGACGCCUCUAAUAGGUCAGGGCAACAGCAGCCCAAGGUCGCAGUAUGGGCCACUGCUGUGCAUUCAGAUCAACGAGACGCCCAGUGAAGUGUUGUUUGACGGCAGUACAGCCUACAGUAAUCACAUCUCUACCUUUAACAAUCCCCCUGUCACAAUGGCAACCGUGGACUCCCAGCAAACCCAGCAUUCUUGGUCCAGAAUCCGGGACUUAGACAGCCUCCACUUCUCCAGUCAGAACCACCUUUAUCAAGCAUCUAGCAGCCAGAACCCAGAGUCUGGGUCAGCACAGUCUCAGCAGCCCUGCCUCCCCUACGCCUGCACCUUCUGUUCUCGCCGUUACGCCCACCAGUGCCAGCUGCGCAUCCACGAGCGUGUCCACACGGGCGAGAAGCCCUACCAGUGCGUCCAGUGCGGGAAGAGCUUCGGCCAGGUCUGCAGCCUCAAGCGCCACCAGAUGGUGCACACGGGGGAGAGGCCGUUCCCCUGCCCCCACUGCGGGAAGCAGUUCUCCACCUCCACCAACCUAAAGGUCCACCAGAGUGUCCACACCGGGGAGAAGAGGUUCCACUGCUCCAAAUGUGGCAAGAACUUCUCUUUCCUCAGCAACCUCAUUAGGCACCAGGCCCUGCACACCGCCAAGUGUGGGGACCGUUACAACAGGAUGGGGAGCUGCGUGGAUUUCCACUCUCAGCUGGCGUCCAUCAUGGAGGUCCUAGCUAACGCGGCGGUGGCUGAGAUCUGUCAGCUCGUGGACGACGGCUUCGCCACCCUGAGGCUGGAGAUAUCCCGCAGCCAGAGGGAGAACCAGGUCCUGAAGAGCAGACUGCGGCUGCUGGAGGUCCGUUCAGGAGAGCAGGCCCACAGAGAGCCCACCCCCCCGCCUCUGGUGGUGACCUGUGCCAGGAAAGAUCAUCACUUAGGAGAAGACGGUCUUGUCAUCGGCAAAAAAAAAGUCACUCUGGAGAACGCUCAGCGGUCACAGGUCAGUGCUGCUGUCACUGCAACGGUCAGCUUCUCUUCUCUUCUCCCACCUUAUCAUAUCAUACAACUGACAAAGCCGUUGGAGCCAGAGGUGGUGGUGCUGAUAAAGAAGGAACGGCUGGAGGAGGAGCUGCCAGGCUGCAGUGUGCUGGAAGACCGUCAGACAGUUCCCAACAGCAGCAUUGGACCUCCGUCUCUCUCUCUCGCUGCUGAGGGCGACCGCCCUCUGAGUGCUGAAGCAGAGACCCCCAGAGUCAGCACGUCGGGUCAGGAUGAAAAACAGGACUUUGACAGACCUGAAGCUCAGCAGCAGGCUGAGAACGAGGGAGUGGGGGAGGGUCGGUACUCUCAUCCAGCAGACCAGAGCCAAAGAGCCCCCCCGAGGGGUUCUGGUCCAAACAGAGCCGGGGAAAUGAUGCACUCGAACGUAGGAGGCGACAGACAGGUUGUGGAUGCCAGUGACUCUCUGUCUGGUCCCGAUGUGGAGACUCCAAUGAUCAAGACCCUGGAUUCAGAGCUGUCACUGACAGCAGGAGUGAAGGGUUUGUGUGGUGCUGUGGCAGACUGGAGGGGAGAGGCAACAAAAGUCAAACUGGAGACGCAACCUUCCUGGUCUGAAGCCUUCAGGACCCAGAAUCCUUUAGUCGCGGGAACAGAAUGUGUGAGUAACUCUAACAGUCAGCACCCAGAGAGCGGACCGGCAGAUCUGGACACCAGCAGCCUGGACUCUUCCUCCUUCGAUGACCUGUUCUCCUCCCCAGAGGUGGCCAGGUCCCUGACAGCUUCCCUUAGACACUCUGCGGACGGAGUCACAGGCGUAGAGGAGCCGCUAUCAUCCUCGUCUUUUCCUUUCCUGAGCAGUGGAAGCAGCUUCGGGAACUCUUCGACGUCGGACUCUCUAACCGCCUUCAGCAGCGCGUCCUCUGACUCUAGGAGCUUUCCCAGAGGCACGCAGCGAGCAUUCAGCUGCCAGCAGUGCGGCCGGCAAUUCUCCACCUCCAGGGACCUGGCGGUGCACCAGCGCUGCCACGGCGGGGAGAGGAUCUACCACUGCCACCUCUGCAAGAAGCCCUUCAUCCACCCGCACCAGCUGAAAACUCACCAGCGGGUGCACACCGGGGAGAAACCUUUCAGCUGCGCGCAGUGUGGCAAGCGCUUCUCCCAGUCCAGCCACAUCAAGAGACACAUGAGCGUCCACACGGGGGAGAAGCGCUACAGCUGCGGCCUGUGCGGGAAGCGUUUCUCGCAGGCCUGCAGCCUCAAGGUGCACCAGGCCGUGCACACAGGAGAGAGACCCUACAGCUGCACCAAGUGCGGCAAGAGCUUCUCCGUGCUGGGAAACCUGGUCCGCCACCAGAGCGUCCACAUCAGCAAGUGAACACAGAGAAAGAAGCAGAGGGGGACUGAAGUGAGGCAGACAUGUCAUCAUGUGCAUAUGAAGUCAGUAGGGCUCAUUCUAACGUCAGAAAGUGUUUAUCAGACUGAAUGUUGUCCUGUGCUGUUGUCAUUUAUACACCUUCAUGUUUACAAUAAAAAAACAGCCUCAGAUGA